Messenger RNA from Manihot esculenta (cassava), 975 nucleotides. RefSeq lists its product as uncharacterized. The coding region runs from base 1 to 975 and encodes 324 amino acids. The record is from RefSeq and is a predicted model, not a curated record. The transcript has a single exon. NCBI's taxonomy places the organism in Eukaryota, Viridiplantae, Streptophyta, Magnoliopsida, Malpighiales, Euphorbiaceae.
AUGCCUCGGCACGAAUCAUCAUCGUUGAGUGCUGUCCAUAGUGGUAAUGGCAGCAAUGGUGGUCAGACGGCAGAAACUGGACAGACGGUAGAAGCGGUAGUGAGAGCGCCCGUAAAAGAAGGGGGUGUCUCUCUACAGUAUCCGCUCUUAACUAAGACAAAUUAUGCGGUUUGGGAAAUCAAGAUGCAAGUAUAUAUGCAAGCUCAAGGUGUUUGGGAUGUCGUUGAGUCGGAAGAUCCAAUUGAUCCUCGUUCAGACCGGAUUGCAUUGGCGGCAAUCUUUCAAGGGAUCACCGAAGAUACCCUAUUACAGUUGGGGGUAAAGAAAUCAGCUAAGGAGGCAUGGGAUGCUCUCAAGGUUAUGAACCUCGGUGCAGAAAGGGUCAAAGAAGUACGAGCACAAGCUCUUAGAUGGGAGCUCGAAAGCAUGAGAAUGGAAAAUGGUGAGUCUGUCGAUGAUUUCACAGGAAAAAUCUCAACUGUUGUCAACAAGCUCCGAGCACUUGGAGAAGUGGUUAAUGAAACUUAUGUAGUAAAGAAAAUGUUGCGAUCAGUGUCCCCUAAGUAUCUUCAGAUUGCCUCAACCAUAGAAGAAUUCGGGAAUCUGUCUGUAAAGAAGAUUGAAGAAGUAACCGGUUCUCUCAAAGCUCACGAGGAGAGGUUGCGGAGCUACGACUCCAGAAUAGAUGAACACGUGCUACUUACUAAAGGAGAGUGGAAAGCACGAGCUGAGUCCUCAAAAACUAAUGAGAAGCGUCCCCAGGACAUGAGUAGAGGUCGAGGACGCGGAAGUGGGCGUGGUAGAGGACGCAGCAGAGGUAGAGGAGGUGGUCGUGGCAGGGGUCGUGGCCCUCCUGGAACAGGCCGAGAUCAGGAUGAUGAAGGACAACACCGUCAGAAGUUCGAUGCAAUGAAUAUGGCCAUUGUCAAUCUGAUUGCAAAGCUGAAAGAAAGGAAAAAAAUGAGGCACAUUUAG